AUGGCUGAUGGCGCUGUCCUUGCAAUGCGACAGCGAGGCACCCGUAAGGCUCGCCCAGACAACCACUUGCCCCAAAAUCGCGAAAUUGGGGAUGGCCUGAUCAUAGAUAGAACUGCCUUAAUUCAAAUUCAUUCUGAAAUAGUCAUCAGGGCCUUUGGUCUCGCUGCAACUCUGCUAAUGGACUCACAGGAUGACAAGCCUUUGACCGCCGCUUCAAAACGGCCGACGCGGAAGAGGAAGCAGCGCAUAACACAGAAUGGCCAAGAGGGGAGCAGGAAGAGCAGGAAAAAGGACAGCUUCGUACAACGGAAGGACCGGCCAUCACUGACAUGGCUCCUCCCAGGAGCUGCCAGAGCUCAGCGCCGGCCCCUACCUCGGCCAACCAAACCUCCACCACCAGGAAUAACUCCUCAGAGGAGGAUUGGUGUUUGGCGGCGAGUGCGCGAUGGAGGGGACACAGGAACGCCCGUUUUCGUGACACUUGGAGGCGAGAUUGUCGCCAAGCCUCACAGCUACAGUGCUGCCCAGCGAGAUGAAGCAAUUCUUGCCGCCGCAGGUAUCCGUGUGUGCAAUUACUUGCGCUUUGUCAAAGGCGUAUCUCCUCUGGACGCGGUAGAAGAAGUCGUAUUGAAGUCCCAGAAACAACUUGCCUUGGCGCUUAACUGCGCCCUUGUUGCAGGAGCUGAUGCUGCUCCGUGGAGAUCUUUGGUGUACUGUGCCCCCACAUCCGGCGGAAAGAGUCUUGUGGGUGAAGUGCUAAUAUCCCGACGUCUUUUGUUCGAAGGCGUGCGUUCGCUGGUGGUGGUGCCGCACGUCUCCCUCUGUGCGGAAAAGGUCCAGCACCUGCGCCAGCUGCUGGGCCCGUUGACGCUGCGCAUCGAGGCCUUCCACGCGGGAGCCAAUGCGGCGUCGAACUGGUACGCUGGAAUAGAUGUGGCGGUCUGCACGGUGGAGAAAGCAAACAUGAUAAUCAACAGAUUGGUGCUGGAUUUGUUGAUUCCCGAAGUUGCAACGGCGGAAAGCGCUGAUGAGAGUCUGGAGGCGCCUGCUAGAUGCGAGCUGCCUGAGAGGAACAACUGUCGCACGUUGGAUGAGAGUUGUUCCUGGGCAAGCCAGUGGUGGGACAGUGUGCGUUGCCGCUUGCCUGUCGUUGGGGAGCACUUUCCCCUUGGUCUGGUUUGUGUCGAUGAACUUCAUUUCGUUGGAGAUCCUCAGAGGGGCCAUAUCCUUGAAAUUUUUCUAGCGAAGCUGAUAUUCCUCAACCGAACCCUCAAGAGACCUAUUCAGUUAGUUGGCAUGUCAGCCACCCUCCCAAAUGCCAAGCAAGUUGCAAAAUGGCUUGAUGCAGAGUUGUUCGUGACGGAUGAGCGUCCCUCCCCUCUCGACAUCUUCGUUAAGGUUGGACCAGAGGUGUUUUCAUGGGACAGGGGGGCAGGAUUGCAGCUUGCCCGCAAGCUCCACGACGGGUCUCUUUCUUUGCCCCCAGUCGGGGAGGCGGCAACAAGCGCUGCAGCCCGGGCAUUGCGAUUGGCUGCUUCUCAGUAUACCCCUGUUGCAACGGGACCAUUACCUGCCACUGCAGAGCUCACAGCCAGUGCGGAGAUGAUCGCAGAUCAUGCCUCCAUUGCUGCUGCAGCUCUGCGCUUUAUAAGAGAGCAAGCCGAUGCCUCCCCGCAAACACCCUCGCGUACAAAAGGCGGAGUUGAAUCGGUUGGAGAGUUAAAAAACGCUCCCGCAGAAGAAAUCCGCUGUGGGUGGCAGGCAGAUGCUGAGCAUCUGGGGAUGCUGACUUGGGAAAUGCUAAGGGAAGGCCGCAGAGUCAUAAUUUUUUGCCCGACUCAGGAGUGGACAGCCCGCACAGCAUCCUUCCUCGCCAGACGGGCGGAGGCAUGGGCUGAUCUGGUCAGACAACGAGCUGCUUCAUUGCUCAAGAGCAAAGAGUUCGAGUGCUCAAGGAGGCUACAAUCGCAUCGUCAAGACCAGCAUAGCGCUCCAGAUUUGCAACAGGAGCGCAUGAACUAUCAGUUGCAACAGCAGAAACGGGCGCAACGGGAAGCAAUGAAGGAGCUUCUUGCCAUGCCUAUCAGUAUGCUUGCCCAGUUGUUGGUGCAAAGUCCUCACCUGUUUGUUGAGCCGCAAAAGAUCAAGGGGCGCGAAGAGUUGCAAUGGCAACUCAAAGAACUUUCCCUUGUUCACUCAACAACUAUGCUGGCGGCAGUUCUCGAGGGGGUUGCGUACCAUCAUGCCGGCUUGACCGGCGAGGAGAGGGCGUUGCUGGAGGCGGGAUACCGCAGCGGCCACUUGAAUGUAUUGUGCGCAACGUCGACGCUUGCCCUUGGCGUCAAUUUACCGGCUGCUCGCGUCAUAAUUCGGGCGCCGCACGUACGUCCAGACAUGUCGUCAAUGGAUUCUUGGCAAUCGCCGUUAUUGACGGAGCUGACGAGAAAUCACUCCGCUAUUCGGUUCGGAAGAGAUGAACUUUUGUCUCCCGGACGCUUCCACCAGAUGGCUGGUCGCGCGGGUCGAAAGGGACUUGAACACCGGGGAGACGCGUACUUGAUUUGCUCCUCUGCCACUUUGCCACUUGUUCGGAAGCUCUUAGUGGAAGUCGCUGCAGCGGAUGCAUCCGGCAGUGGUGGCUCUGAGACUAACGAAGGCCGUACAGAAACGAGCUCACGCUUAAAGGGGCAGAAUCUCUGUCGUUUCUUCCUUGAGGCUGUGCACGUGCUCCUGCCUUUAGUCCGUCACUCCCGGGAGACUUCCCGUCGUGCAGCAAGCGGCGCAUUCGUCGAUGUGGCUGCUAUUUUGCUGAAGUGCACCCUUCGAGGCCUUCAGGAUCCGCACGGGAUGCUCGUGGAAGAAGCCACAGAGGUUGCCCGUCACCUGCACUCGUAUUACCUGGUUGAAGCUGAACCUGGAGGCACAUCACCCUCCUGGCAGAGUGAUGGACCAACUGGCGUCAAGGGCUCCUCUGGCUUUUCGGCAUCUGCACGAGGCCUAGCAUUCGGAGUUGCUGCAGGAGCAGAGACAAAACCCGAGUUUGCCAAUGGGUCAGGGCAGCCCGUCAAUGCUGCAACGGCCGCCCCUGGCAAGUGCAGGAACCCACUGCGCUCCCUAGCUUUCCCCUCCCCUUGCUUGCCGGCUAACUGCAAGUUGUUGUUGGAGCAAUAUCCCUGUCUCCGCUCACCUGCAGUCGUGGCACGGAUGCUGCAAGGAUGCGACAUAAGCAGGAUGCCCGCAGAGAGAUUUUCCGGCACGUUGGACGUCCCUCCUGACCUCGAUGACAAGGGUUUCGACGGUGUCACACCGGUUUUCGGCGUCUGUUCGUCAGCUACUCCCCGGCUGAAGGGUGUGAGCAUUGGCCAGACUCAUCAGACACUGUCUGCCCCCGCCGACGACGCUUUUGGUUCGACCAUUUGCCUUCAUUUCCGUGGUCUUAAGGCGUUAGCUGCGCAGUUAAGCGGGUGUGGGAGCCCUGUUGAUGGCUUGGGGAUGACUGAACCUGAAGGGAGAGGAUCGAACUGGAGAGACGUAGGGGGACGGAUUGCAGUAACAGAGGUCGGAGGCGCAGCAGUCGAGGCCGGCAUAGCGCCAUGGGAAGCAGCUGAAUUAUUUGCAGACAUUUUCAAGACGAGUGUUUUGGGCCUCUGCGCGGACACGGAACUACACCUUAUAUUUCUUGCGGCCGUCUCAAUGGGAGGCGAAAUGCAGCCGCACUGGCAGUCGUACCUCGCUGUCUACGACAAGCUUGACCCGCCUUGCAGGCGGGUCGCCGACGUGCUAGGCAUUCGUCGGCUGGUCAUUUCCAGAGAGGCCAUAAGGGCACAAGGAGCACCUCGACGCUGCGUCAACGACACUGCAGAGCUUCUACUUCUCGAGCAGCUUAAUUUUUCCCAGCUCCGAGCACGCGUGGAGCUAGAAACCCACCGGCGCUUCUUCUUUGCCCUUGUGUUGCACGACGUGUAUCGAGAAGGUGAAACUUACGAGACUACCGCGCGCAGGCAAGUGAGCGAGGCAGGGCAGACUACAGAUUACCCGACGGCGCACUAUCGUGCCACAGUGGCGGCGUUAUCGGAGAUUUGUUUCGAGCUGGCAGGCAGGCUUAAGCUUGCCUGUUCUCCUGUUGGAGCGCUAGCUUCUGCCUUGGCAGACUCUUCUCGUCGGUGCAGAGAGAACAACGAAGCUAGGAGCACUGAAGAAGAUGGGGGCGCAGCUGCCUUACAACAGCUCCUUCAGCUCGAAGGCAUGACUCCGGGACGUGCAGCUGCUCUCCGCGCCGCUCAGAUAUACACCUCCGCUCAGAUUGCCAACACGUCACUGUAUGAUCUGUACAAGGUCCGCAAUACUGCCUGUCCUAGUCAAGAACAAGCUUGCAAGUUAAAGCAUUCUGGGGGUGGAUCAUGCACUAGGUGGCUAGUAUGUUCUUCGCAGGCGUUAGAGGCAGCAGAGCCCGCUCUUCUCGCCCCCGCAGAGCGUGAAGAGCAGAGAGAUCACGUUUGGGGGUCAGAGAUUUUCCGACAACGCGCGCGCCUGUUAGCUGUCAGCAUGAAACUCAAGGACGCAGCACAGAAGGAACACGAUAUGCGGGUACAGGUAUGCGUCUCAAAGUGA
Messenger RNA from Eimeria acervulina, 4611 nucleotides. Its product is annotated as DNA polymerase theta, putative. The record is from RefSeq and is a predicted model, not a curated record. The transcript is spliced from 21 exons. NCBI's taxonomy places the organism in Eukaryota, Apicomplexa, Conoidasida, Eucoccidiorida, Eimeriidae. Gene Ontology annotation, molecular function: ATP binding; nucleic acid binding. The coding region runs from base 1 to 4611 and encodes 1536 amino acids.